This is a messenger RNA of Rubroshorea leprosula, 1685 nucleotides long. The record is from the annotation of a GenBank genome assembly. Lineage: Eukaryota; Viridiplantae; Streptophyta; Magnoliopsida; Malvales; Dipterocarpaceae.
GGAGAGUUUACGCUUCUUCGGUUUUUCCUCAACCACCUUCAUCGUCUCUAUUUAAGGAUUUCACUUUCUUCAAAUUUUCGUGCUCGGAAACCAUGCCGGAUGAAGCAAAAGCUUUCUUCUGUUUACCGGAGGAACUCUUCUACACGAUCCUUCACAAGCUGCCCAUCAAAUCCCACAUUGUAUGCAUUUCCGUCUGCAAAACCUGGAAUUCCAUUAUCGAAAGCCCCUCCUUCGUUUCGUCCCACCUCAGCCACACCAUCCCCUCCUACAAGGAGAACGACACCCACCUCUGCUUUCUCCAGAUUUGCUCUAUAGACCCAACAGAAGACCGCUUCUCCUUGCGGUUUGACGACCAGGACCUGACCGAGUGCACCUCGCUUCAUUUCCCUUACAGAGCCAAAUAUGGAUUUCAGGUAUUUGGGUCUUGCAAUGGAUUCGUAUUACUAAUGAAUGGUAAGUUUGGUACGUUUCCUGAGCGUUUGAUUUUAUGGAACCCCAUUGUUAGAAAAUCUUUGAUUAUCUCAGAAAAAGAUCUUAGUGCGUUAGCAGUGGCUGGGCUAGGGUUUGAUUCUAGAGCUAAUGACUAUAACGUGUUGACUGUUUCUCGUAUUAUGCAGAAGGACAAAGCUUUAAAGUUUGAGCUUUAUUCACUCAAUGCUAAUUCUUGGAAACAGCUUGAUGAUGUUGAAGCUAUCAGUCAUGGGUCGGUGGUUGUUGCACAUAGGGAGAUGGCUUUUCUUAACGGAGUUCUCCAUUUUGUUGCAUUGAGGCAGUGCAGUGGAGGGAGGCCUCCCAUGUACUUGAUUUUGGGGUUUGAUUUGGAGGGAGAGGUUUUUCAAGAAAUUAUGUUACCGGAUAGUAGGGUUCGUAAUUACACAGGACCUAAGGUGCAGGUGUGCGGGGAAUCCUUGGCAGUUUUCAGAUUGAAUUCCACUAAUGAUGGAAUGGAUAGUAUAUUAGAAAUAUGGGUGAUGAAAGAAUAUGCUGUAGAAGGGUCAUGGACUAAACUGUCAAAUAUUAGUCUGGGAGGCUGGGCAACGGUUUUGGGUUUUAGAAAGGGUGGCCAUGUCUUACUGAGUAUGAACAAGGGCUCUAGGGGGAUAGAUAAAGUUGGACAGAUGGUUUCAUGUGAUCCAAAGAGCCAAGAGAUCAAGGAUCUAAAGAUUUGUGGGAAUCAUUAUUGUUUUUUCUUUGAUAGUUUUGUGGAAAGCCUAAUCCUUCUGGAUAAAGGAAAUGACUUGAGUAGGUACUUUGAAGUUGAAUCUUGCUGCGUGACAGGUACUUCAAGCAAUGCAACCAGUUCAAGAAAUGCCAUGGAUUUUGUGCAUGAUGACUAAAGUGAUGAAGAAAGUGAGGAUUUAGGGGAAGAUUCAGGUGAAAGUGCAAGGAUUUAUUCAAGUGGAGAAGCAGGUGAGGAUUGGUUUCAAGCCGAUGAUGUAGCUGAUGAUUCAAGUCUCCAUGCCAUUGAUGAUUAGGUGGCAAUGCAGGCAAAUGGAAGAUGCUUGGGUGAUUUAGGUUUUCUUGUUUUGUACUCUCAGCGAUAAAAUGGAAACCAAAUAGGUUGAUGUAGCUAUGGAGCAUGUAUUCAUCUAUAGUUAUGUUGGGUCUAAAUUUAUGCUAUGGUGGACAUUUUAUCUAUCCAAAAAGCCUUAGCACAUAUGGAGUGUUGCAAUAUUAUCUAAGUU